AUCGUUGAGCCUCGUUGGCGGGCGGGUUCCUCUAGGGAUUUUUUUCCUUGACUCAAAAAAAUUGCAGUUUUGCUAUCACUGUUGUUAUCCGGAUCCGGCAGUCCUGUGUGGUUCAUUCUCAAGGCGAAAAGUGUUGCUGGUGUGUUCAUCUCCCUUCGAGGACCAAGCGGACUGCCAAGAGCCCCGCAAUGCCCAGCAGAGAGUGCCACAGCCUCCACUCGUGCAGCAGCGCCUCCUCCGGGCCUGCCUCGCCUGCCUCCUCCCCGUCCCCGGGCGCCACCACCAACGACCCGCCUGACCUCAGCGGGGACUUCUACGUGGACGACCCUUUACUCGCCAGCCUGGUCGUGCUGGCGAUCUUCUCCCUGGUCGUGGGCCUCGGGGCGGAUUCCGGGCUGCUUCUCCGGGACGUCAUGAAGGGCGUGAAGCGAAGGAAGAGGCAAAAAUCGAGUCUUAGCUGUAGCCGGGUCCUCCUGUGCUCUUACGCAUCUGCCGGAAUCCUACACACGCUAGUUUAUACGCCCGUGCUCGUCGCCGCCCUCAUCAGGAACAAUGCCAGAGAGAGCACGAGUGCCUGGCCGUGCAGCAUCGGCUGGCUGGCGUGGGCGUGGAGUUGGGCGGUGCAGCUCGUGGGUGGGGUAAUGAUUACCUUUGAGCGCUACGUGGCUGUCACCUCCCCUAUUUCCGGUCAACUCUCGUGUCGCCUGGGUCUGCUGAUGGCAGGUAUAUCGUGGGUGUUUGGAGGCGUGGUAGGAGUCCUGAUUGCAGGCGGUCUUCCCUACUCGGUCUUGCAACUCGUGUGUUCUUCUGUCAACCAUGAGGAUCACAGCGGCGAAAGAGAGUUCAUGGUGGCGAUGUUAUACGUGGUAACACCUGGGGGUCUCCUUGCCUACGCGUUGGUGGUCUGCUUCUGGGCUCUGAUGGCCUCCGCUGUGAGGGAGCAGGGGAAAGUGAGCGUGAGCGCGGGCGGCAUCGUGAAGGAAAUGGGCGUGGGAGAGUGUGGGCGGCCGCGGUGUCCCUGCCAUGGCGAGGUAGAGCUGGUUACCAUCGCUAGGACGUCGGGUGCCUUCUGCCCCACCUGCGCCUCCUCCGGCUGGUGGGCGGACAUCCCGCAGCCGCAGGACAAACUGCAGGCCCUGUUAUGUUCCAUUGGGCAGUGGACGGCGCCUUUGCUCGUUGGGACUUCGUCGUCAUCCUCGGUCACCCAACCAGCGCUGACGAAGGGCGAUCCUCCGAUGGGCGACGCAGAGACAUCGAAGGGCGUCUCCUCUUCUACCAUCCCGAGCACGCCUUUGGACGAGGAAGACACCUUCACCCUGGGCGGCGUGUACAUUGGCUCGCUGGAAUCGCACAUUCGGACCCACCAGGCGUUCUGCAGCGGGAUGAACGUGCGGAGCCAAGGGUGCCAGACGGGCGAGCUGGAGGCGAGUCCGCCGGUGAUCGAGUGGCGGAUCCAAAUGUCCACUGAGGAGCUGAACCGAGCCAGCCCGACCCUAGUGCACAUGUCGACGCAGUGCAGCUUCACGGGCGAGGGCGAGUGGCCCCGGCCCUCGCGAAGCCCCUCGCAGCGCUCUGCCUGUCAGGUGCUGCAGGUGUCGGGGGAGGUUUGUGUGCGGGACGCCAGAGCCCGUCUGGCGGGGCGCACGCGCGUCGAAGCGGGGCGCUCAGUGCCCGCGUUUCUGUUGGUCCUCCUACAGAUGCUCCUGUGGCUGCCGCUGCCCAUUACGGCUCUCACGCUCUACUUCUCUUCGUGUAGCGCAACCUGGGCGUGGCGAGUACUGCUAGUGAUCCUCGCUGUGACGAACCUCUCCCCUGCGCUGACGUCUGCAGUUUAUCUCGUCGCCGCGCGGUAAGCUCGUGGACGUUCCAGGACUGGCAGCGUCCGCACCUUUCGUCGCCUCACGCCAUAUUCAGCUUGUACAUAUAGUGACGUAUGCCUCGCCUUGUCCCAAAUGGUCUUUGUGUGUAUGUAGUUAGAUGUAAACAUGAUGAUGCACAUUCUGUGUACGUAUCCUUUUGAUUUUCGGAAAUAUUGGUGUUACAUGUUUAUCACGAAUCUCCUAUAUACAUGUAAAUCAUUAUCGUUCCCAAAUCUCUGCACCUAAUUACUCCCCAAUACCAUCUUCACUUUCAGAAAACACUGAUGGUGAUGG
Messenger RNA from Penaeus chinensis, 2153 nucleotides. RefSeq lists its product as uncharacterized. Gene Ontology annotation, cellular component: membrane. NCBI's taxonomy places the organism in Eukaryota, Metazoa, Arthropoda, Malacostraca, Decapoda, Penaeidae. The record is from RefSeq and is a predicted model, not a curated record. Gene Ontology annotation, molecular function: G protein-coupled receptor activity. The transcript has 7 exons. The coding region runs from base 189 to 1853 and encodes 554 amino acids. Gene Ontology annotation, biological process: G protein-coupled receptor signaling pathway.